This is a messenger RNA of Xiphophorus maculatus (southern platyfish), 2272 nucleotides long. Its product is annotated as protein phosphatase 1 regulatory subunit 12B-like. Gene Ontology annotation, molecular function: phosphatase regulator activity; protein kinase binding; enzyme inhibitor activity. Bases 517 to 1059 code for a protein of 180 amino acids. The transcript is spliced from 7 exons. Lineage: Eukaryota; Metazoa; Chordata; Actinopteri; Cyprinodontiformes; Poeciliidae. Gene Ontology annotation, cellular component: Z disc; A band; cytoplasm. The record is from RefSeq and is a predicted model, not a curated record.
GCCAAACAGAGAGAGAGAAGGAAGAAGAGAAAGAAAAAGCACGAGAGGAAGGGAGAUGGGUAUAACUUUGGGAAACCCAGGAAGAGGCAGCACUGCACAGUUGUUUACUUUAAGCUUCUAUUUUUUGGCGAAUUUUCUAAAAGUCUUCAACAAGAAGACAAGAAAGCAUUUUUGUGCUUGAUGUCCUGAGUAAAUAGUUAUUUUCCUUUUUUUUCCAUCUGGAGAGAUUACUUGUUUGAUUAAUCCGAUCACCAGUAAAAAAAAAUAAAAACCCAAAAAUCAGAAAAUUUCUCCAAACGUAUCUGUCAUUGAGGCUCGUAUCGGAGCUUUAAACUGGACUGGAACCCCACGUGUAGCCACAUUCCAACACCUGUUGCAAAGGAUUUCCCUGGAGCGGUGUCAUGGACUCCUGUUGCUCUGUUGCCUGAGGGAAUCUGCAUGUCUGUUAUCUACUGACCGGCCUUCAGUGAGUGUUAAAGUUGAAGUGUACCUGCCUGUUAAGGGUAGAAGCGGAAGAUGUCAUCCUAUUACCCUCGCACCAAAGACCUGACCCGCACCAGGAAGUCAGUGACAGAUUCACCGCCGUCUUCUCCAUCCUAUACAGACAAAAACUACAGACAUGAAAGACUGUCGAGAUACGAUUCCACUGGAGAAAGUGCCACAGACAAACCUAUGGGGCGCACCAGUUCUUACACGAGGAGAGAGACGAGGCUGGCGGCUCUGAAUAAACAAGAGCAAGACUCCGCUGCCAAAGACUAUAAGAAGAUGUACACAGAAGCUUUGCAAGAAAAUGAAAGGCUCAAGUCCAGACUUCAGGACAGCAAACAAGAGUUGGUGAAGAUUCGCUCCCAACUGGAGAAAGUUGCUCAGAGGCAGGACAGAAUGACAGAGCGAUCCACCGUUCUUGAAACGGAGAAAAGGGAAAAACAAGCACUUGACAAAAGAGUCACAGACAUGGAGGAGGAAAUAAAGGUCUUAACCGAACUCAAGUCAGACAACCAGAGGCUAAAGGAUGAGAACGGAGCUCUCAUUCGAGUAAUCAGCAAACUGUCAAAGUGAAAAGAUGUCUGAACCUUUUGUUCUCAUCCUCCAACCUUGAUUCAGAAGUUUAAUUAUUCACAAGGUUCCAUGUUUUACCUCUAUGAGUUAUUGAUAGGCCAUCUUUGAAGCUCUUAUAGGCAUAGAUCUUGAGCAGUCACUUCAGUUUUCUCACCUUGUAAUUAUUUUAUUAUAUUACAUAGUAUAUAUUAUUUAUAGUAUAUAGUACUUUUCACAUCCACAAACAAGAGAACACGUGUACUACUGUAGUAUUUGGACUGCAGUGUCUGAAAACAUAGAAAUACCUUUGAAGUUUUCCCAUACUGUGUGAUAUCACACUGAUGCUUCAUUUUUGUUUAUACUCUUUGCAGCACAUGGUUUUAAUAAUGCUUAACUAGUCUAUAAGAUUUGAUCAUUUUACUGGAACAUACCAAUGGACUUGAGAAUACAUUCUUUCUAUUUUCUCCCCGAUUGUGUGUUUUUUUCUCAAAAAUAAGAGUGAUGCCUGAAAGAUGAAACUUUGUGGUUAGGUUCUGGUUGAUAUUUUUUGAUGCAUCAUCCAGAUGAAGGUCAGUUCAGUGGCCUACAAAUGUUUAAUUUACAUUUAUAUCUUCGUCAAAAAAAAAUCUUACGAGUCACAAAAUAUUUUGCUUUCACCAGAAUACACAAACACUCCUGAAUCAGUUAUGCUUAUUACAAUCCAUAUAAAAUAUUGAAAAACUAAAGACUAGGGAGGUAUUUCUGUAAAUAAAGAAGAAAGACUGAAUUAAAUAUAUUUAUUAAUAAAAAUAUAUAUAUAUUAUUUGUACUCUGUGUUCACAUUUUAUGCUUUGAAGGAGCACCUUUUUGUUUGGAUUGGGCUGCAGGGUUGAUGUGAUGGCUGUCCUUGUUUGAAAUAAUAAAAAAUGAAUUUUAAAACCAUGACAUUCAAAAACCAAAAUCAAACCCAUUGCCCAAUAAAAUCUUUCUGAAUUGCCAAAGCAACUGUUUAAUUUUUUAAGCUGAAGCUUUUUUUAUUUUUUAUCAGAAUUGUCACAUCUUUAACUGUAAGUUACCAGAUUGUCUAUAGCAGGGGUUUCAAGUUUGCAAGAGAAAUUCACAACAUUUAUACUAAAUUGGACUGCUCUGUAACCGACCUUCACGGGAAAUAAAAACCUUGCAAAGCUAUUUGCUUGUGUAAUAUCUCUGAAGGCCAUAUUGACUGAAGUUGUUUUAUUAAAAGUUUACGCACACA